This is a messenger RNA of Eimeria acervulina, 546 nucleotides long. RefSeq lists its product as hypothetical. The transcript has a single exon. The record is from RefSeq and is a predicted model, not a curated record. Bases 1 to 546 code for a protein of 181 amino acids. Lineage: Eukaryota; Apicomplexa; Conoidasida; Eucoccidiorida; Eimeriidae.
AUGUCAAAGUGCAACUGCAACAUUAGGGGAAUCGGCCCCUUUAACCUGGCGGCCUGCGUUGUAAUAUUUUCGUUGUACAACAUGUUGAGUUCUACAGUGGAACUGUGCGCAGUAAUGAGGAAGAACGCUGUCCAGGGUGGCUCGGAUUCAGUCGCAGCCUUCAAUUUUUUCUCAUCGUCUUUCACCAUCAUCGCGGGCGCUUUGGGUGUCCUCUCAACCGUCACAAAGUCUCACCGAUUUGUGUUGGUAGUCCUAGUUGUGGCGAUUAUGACAAUGGUAUGCGACGCAGGGGAGCUGAUAGCCAAUGCAACAUCGGGGGCACCCAGCGUGUUUCAGUUCAUCAUGACGACCUUGCACUUCUUGCUCAACUCCGUGGCCAUGGUGGUAUUUCUGUCGUAUUAUCGCGUUUUAAAAAAGGGAGGAACGGGAAGAGAAAGAAUGUCGCCUGAUGAUUUCAACGGCUUCGAGGACGCCUCCACAGAUAGCGGAAACAACCCCUUAUCCAGUCCCAAAAUGGUUACAGAAGACACUCCAUUGAUGGCCUAA